This is a messenger RNA of Sycon ciliatum, 7146 nucleotides long. RefSeq lists its product as uncharacterized. Gene Ontology annotation, molecular function: cell adhesion molecule binding. The transcript is spliced from 10 exons. Gene Ontology annotation, biological process: cell-cell adhesion. The coding region runs from base 356 to 6118 and encodes 1920 amino acids. The record is from RefSeq and is a predicted model, not a curated record. NCBI's taxonomy places the organism in Eukaryota, Metazoa, Porifera, Calcarea, Leucosolenida, Sycettidae. Gene Ontology annotation, cellular component: cell-cell junction; plasma membrane.
AAAGAACAGACGAAAGCAUGCGCUUGAGCGCGAACACGACAGUCCUGGGAUGCGAUAGCGGAUGCUACAUCGUGGGUAUCCGAGCAGCUGGCUUUAGGCCGCGCUUGGACAGAGCCAACGACUGCUCAGGAGAUUGGGAGCUGAUCCUUUCUUGCACAUGACAAGGCUUGUCGUGUCGAGCGCUCCGCGAAAGAAGGAAAAGCUGGAUGGUGAGCUGAGGAGGGGAAUACAAAGGCCGUCAAAUUGUCCGAUAUCGUUUGGGGUUGGACGCUAUUCAUCGUGUCUUCCUCGCCUGGCUCAAACUGUUACUUGAGGCGGAUGGUUCAGCGUCAUCUCGGCGUGCACUGACGGAGCUAUGCGGACCCGGGCAUGCUACGAACAACGCACGGUGUUUGGAGCGCAACUCUUAGCUGUCGUCGUAGUCUGGGCUGGCACCAUAGGUGUUCUGGUGCCGAUCAGCCAUGGCGAGGGUCACUGCGACUCCUGGGAAUCCCCGGCCAUUGCCAACGUGCCGGGGCGCUCUCAGAUACGCUUUCUGCUGCGCGAGGCUGUCGGCCUGAAUUCGCCGGAGGUCUUGGAUAACUGCUCAACACGCGUGCCAGUGGUUGACUUGAUACCCAAUACUGGAGACAUCUAUCUGCUUACGAAAAGAUCCUCAUCUGUGUGCACGAAGCUGAAUCUCACAAUAAGCUUUACCAACAUAGCCAGGCUACAGAAGAAGCUGAUUCAUGCCAAUUGCAAUAACUAUACUGAGCAGGAUGGAAUCAACUGCAGCUUUGCAUUCCAAGCCGCCACUCACGGCGAGAUUCUGACGUGCAUUAACGAGACUACUGACUACAUUAAUGCAAGCCGACUUCCUUGCGGACAGGGCUACUACCAGAAUACGGCUGGCCACUGCACGGCCUGCAAUGUGGCUAACUGUGAGGAGUGCGAGAACGGUACAGCCAGCGCCAAGUGCAAGACAUGCUUCACAACCAGCGUCACUUCUGGUCGGCGCGUGUAUGCAUCCCCGAACGGUACAUGUGUCACUCACGACAAGUGCGGGAAUAGAAUGUUUGGCAAUAGCUCAUCGAGAACAUGCUCAGUGUGCAAACCGAGCAGUUGCACAAAGUGUUCCGAAGGUGACGGUCAAUUCUGUUUCAGCUGCGACAAGAGCUCAGUGUCCAACUACACCUGCAGCCAAAGCUGCAGUGAUGGCUUGGUGAAGAGUGCUGCGAAUAGCGUCACUGGGCAACUCUGCAUACUGCCCACACUGUGCCCGCUGGGAUACCACAACCAGACAGGCAUGUGCGCCCGCUGCAGCGAGCCGAAUUGCCUGGCGUGCCCGCAAGAUGUGUGCGAGAGCUGCGCGCAGCCGUUCUAUCUGCUCCGCGAGGGCAGCGGUCGCUGCGUCGCUCGAUGUGAUGGCGAUGAGAUCUGGCGCUCGCCGCCCGCCGACCUACUGUUGUCUAAUGCCACCAGCGGCUUUGUUCUGUCCUACUCCAAGAAUGAAUGGUCACCGACUUGCAUGCCAAGGUUCAACAACACUAUGGCGAACACACUCUGCGACCGCAUGCAGCUGGGUACCUUGGUCAACUGGCGCCAGGAGCACGCAGACCGCUGUGUAUCUUCAAUCAGUCCGAUUCUCUGCAGCACUACCGGUGCCUGUGCUGCCGACGGCAUUGGCGGCAGCAGCAGUCGACUCUGGCUUCACUGCUCAGGGCCUCCUCGCUCCUGGGAGUGUGCCAACCUGACGUUGUACGCCAAUCGCGCCGGAAUCUAUUCCGAGGAGUUGCUGAACGAGAUAGUUUCAGUUCGGUUUGUCGCCAUGGAGCAUAAGAACGUCUGGGUGACUUCAGCUCCCUACACAACAGUCUGUCAAGCUCUAGGCAACGAAACACUGCUGGAAAUCGAGCUAGUCGGUGGCGACUGGCGUCCAUCUCGCCUCGUUUCCCAGCAGCUGUCCCUCAAGGAGCGGAGAAUAGAGAUGGCAGCUGACAAUGGUUUCGACGACAUUCCCGAUGAGAUGACGCUGGGUUGCAGUUCCGCUGUCGAGAGCACAGAUGGUGAUAAUCUAACAGUUAGCCUCAUCAGCUAUCCGCGACCCAAUCUAGAGCUCGACGAUCGGAACCCGAAUGCUCCAGUGGAGCACUUCGUGACCAACUACCCACUUCUGUUCAACAUCCCGUGUUCCAAAGGAGGAGGAAACGGAACGUCAAGCACCUGGUAUGACGGUACUGGUGCGGAAGUGAACAAGGCCACUCUGGAGGUUACUGCUAAAUCGACAGCGCGAACCUUCUACUGCCAGGCAAGCAACAGUUUUGGCCAUGCCGAAUCUCGCCUACUGACGAUCUCAAGGAUAGGUCAGGACGUCGGAGACGAGGUGUUUGAUGUCGACUACGGGUACGUGUUUGAUAAGGAGUCGUGCAACAUGACUGUCAACUGGGUGAAUCUCCCUUCCACAUUCCGAUGUCGCACCGGUACCAACGAAUCUGAAGAAAUCUACACCAAAGGAUCGAAGCGGCUCUUCUACGGCACAAAUUGCAGCUGCACCGGAAGCAACGCAUUCGUCAGUGGAACACGCAAUGUUAAAUUCACCGUUCCGCAGCUAGUCGAACCCAACGUAACCGCAACCUCAAACUCGACGUUGACGGUGAUUGAGGAUGAUGACGUGACGCUCCAGCUCACGGCCAGGGGCCAGCCAGAGCCAAGUGUUACCUGGUGGUUCUACCGCUCCUACGUCGACUUUGAUUGCAAGCAAGAGAACUCUACCAACUUCACAAACGUUCUGGACGACGACCAAUUCGCAUUCAAUCAGACAUUCCGUGCGAGAGACAGCGGCCGCACCAAGGUCUAUACGGUCGAGAUGGAGGCCAGAGCGACGGCGACGUCGAAAGUCAGCGGAUUCUACGUGCCAGUUGCCAAGAACGACCUGGGAAACUGCACUGCGGGGAACACGACGGCGGUGUAUGUAAAGUACCGUCCCGAUGUCGACAUUACGAACCCUGGCGGCUUUUCUCAAGGGCUGGCAGCUAUGUUUGAGUGCACGGCUACAUCAUACCCUGCUGUUACGUAUUUCAGUUGGUCAGUGAACGGCGAAGAAGUCAAUAUGACCAACCCGGAUAAUGACGAGUCGGCCAACUGCUCCGCUCAGCAAGAUUUGACGCAGAACACCACCGCGGCGCAAUUCUGCUUCUACAAUGUUACUGACCCGUCCGAGUACGACAAUGCCGAUGACGUGGAGUUCCACAAAACGAGCAAAUCCCGUCUCGUCAUGCGAUGGGUCAGUGCGAACGAGGUCGGGUCUGUCGAGUGCUACGCCAGCAACGAAGUGGGGAAUAACUCCAACAACUACCUGACCUCAUUGCCACGGAAGAAGACCGACAACAGCUUGAUCAUCGGUCUGUCAGUGUCCAUGACCAUUGUUUUUAUUCUACUGGUUGUUGGUGCUGUCCUGGUGCUGAGGAAACGGGACCAGAUAUGCGAGGACUCUGAGAUACUGGCCAACAUUGGUGACUGGAAGAAACGCUCUGGUCGUGCGCUGACCAGUAUCGUGAACAGCAUUCAGAAACCGAACACGAAGGGGGACAAACGGCAGCGGAAAUCUGACGCCAAGGAAGAACCAGCGGCAGUGGCAAAUGAGCAGGCGAUUGCCGCGGAUACCAAUAAUGAAGACUAUGAAUGCCCGGAUGCCAUGGGCAUACAGAACACGCCUGCGGACCAAAGCCUUGUCCUGAAGCAUGCUGGUGCGGAGGAGAGAAACACCAUUGACCGAUACAGCAAGGAUCCAGGCAGAAAAGCAGCGGACACCGACCGCAAGCCAGAAGCUCACGCCCAACCACCACAGGUGCCAGUCGUGGAUGACUACCUUCCUCCGACUGAUGAUGAGCUCAAACUAAUGAGCGCGCCACCCAACGGGACUCAGCCACUUUCGGAGCCGAGCGUGAAAAUCCCCCCACCUCCACCCGAGUUUCCUCCGACUGAUGAUGAGUUAUACGAAGAAGCGCCGACCCUGGAAGCGGACCCGCCAGAAACGGCAGACAACCAGGACGUUGAGUCUGUGGAGGAAGAGGGUGAUGACAUAUACGAAGAUCUGCCCGGGCAGGAUGACAGCACUCCGCUGGAUGCGCACUCCAAUCAUUCCGAUCCCAGCAGGGCCAGCAAGGACGCUGCGGCAGCGAAACGACCAGGGUUCCUGAAGAACCUCUGGCAGAAGAAGACCAAAAAGCAACAGCAAAAGAAGGAUCCUGGACCGCCGUCAGUACCGCCGCUCGCAGGAGUACAGCACACUGAACCAGAAGCUGAGGAUGAAGAGACAGGCGAAGGUUUGUAUGACGACAUUGAGACUAUCAAGCAGCAAAUGACAUCCUCGUCGCCGGCACCUGAGGAAGAUGCUGAGGAAGGCGGUGAUUUGUUGUACGAAUGCCUUCCAGAGGACCAGCAACCGGCGGCCGGUGGUGCAGAGGAGAUAGCAGAGGAGGACGAAGACGAGAACAUGUACGAAGAUCCGGGACUCAUGGCCACCGCCGUCACAGUCACCAGCCAGCCUGGCUCCAGCAGCGGCGCAGCAGAGCGACGUUCUCUACCGGUACCCCCACCAGCAGCGGGACCAGGUCAGCGAUCGCCGUCGCCAGGACCCCAGCAGGUACAGCUGCCUCCGCCGCCGCUGGGCAACCCCGGCCCGCAACUCCCGCCACCCAACAACAGUCCCAGCAUGCCUCCCAGGAACACCGGCAGUCCGCUUGCCGGACAGGAGAAAGCAGCACCGCGCCAGUCGUACACGCACACAGAAAUCCGCAUCCAGCCCGGCAAGAAAACCGAGAAAGCAGCAACGCAAACACCUAUCGCUGCGAAAUCCUACGAGUUUACGGGAAUACGCAAGCCGCCGCCAAAAGGCUCAGCAGCUGACACAUUGGCCACUGCCAGUUCCAAAGAAAGGCCCGGCAAAGCAGCAACGUUGGACCGACCACCAGCCCUGACGACACCUAUAGCCAAAAACAAGUCAGGCUCGUUGCCUCCAGGCACAAAAGCAACAGGAAAAGCUACAGUACUCCAGCCGCCACCACCACCGCCAGCCAUCGCGCCGGAGGAAGACGAAGAGAUAGAUGACAUCUAUGAAGGCGGUGAGGACUACAUUGACAUGGCACUGGAGACUUGUGGUGCUAGCGCUGGAUACCCACCUGCUGCCGCCGCUACAAUGGGGCAAGACGGAGAUGAUGCGAGCGCCGAGGACUAUCAGCUGAUGGAUGCAGGCGCUGCAGUGCCGGAAGAGGAAGCCGGCGAAGAGCUGUACACGGCAAUGGAUGCGGACGAACAAGAAAUGUACCUGGAGAUGGACACGCAAGGCCAGAAUGCACCGUCCCCUGCUUCAGACGAGCUCUAUUUAGACAUGGAGACCAACCAGCCACCAGGUGCAGAUGAUGCUUCGGAAGAGCUCUACUUGGACAUGGAGGCGAACAAGGAGGAAGAUGGCGCUGGAAGCGGUGAGCUCUACAUGGCCAUGGAAGCUGACGAAGCGCCACCUCCACAGGCAGUGACAGCAGCCACUCUUGCACCAAAGCCUUCAGUACCAGUCCAGAGAAGCCCGAGUGCAGCUAAGCCUUCAGCCAUAGUCCAGAGAAACCCGAGCGCACCGAAGCCUUCGGCCGUAGUCCAGAGAAACCCGAGUGCAGCUAAGUACGGUGGUGCGCGCGCACCAUUACAGCCACCCCAAGCUGCAAACCAGCCACCUGUGACGCCAAUGAGCGCAGCUACGAAAUCCAGCCGUCCGCCUCCGUUAAGUCAGCAGGCGCUACCCGUCGGCCCGGCCAGGUUGAAUAAAAAAUCGCAGCCAAGCGCUGCAGCUGGACAGAAGCCGCUGCCAGCUGUCGGUGCAAAACCAGAGCCAGCUGCUCCCACGCCAGUGCCGAGUCGAGACGGAAAGAAGGCCGUGGACAACGCCCGCUGGCAGGGAAAGCGCAAGGAUAACGAGGCGGCCGUGGCGCGCGCACCAUCGCCCGGUGGGGUCGGCCACUCGCCAUCUAUGCAGCGCGGUAGCGUGGCUGCUCAGCCAUCGCCACCGCCACCGGGCCGAGCUGCGCGCCCAGAGAAGUCGGCGGAUGCUGCACCCAAGAGGGCCAAGAAAUGGCCACCGAACUAGCAACAGUUACUGUGCUACUAGAUCUGCUUGCUGCAGAUAGCAAGACUUCCACAAUAAUGCUGUACAUGUAUAAAUCGCUGCGUAUUUUCCCUAUGGAUUUGUCACUGAUGCAUACUGAGAGGGAUUCAAUCUGGCUGAGCGGAAUGGCUGCGGCAGACCCGUUGCCAAUCCUUUUGUGCAGGCAGUGUUUGUUCUGGCUCGCAGAAAUACAUUUCCAUUUUUCGAAGACAAGACAGCAGCAUCAUGGCGGCUGAUAUUCAAGCAUGGCACAGCCACACUCCAAAAUCAAAUAUCUCUAUUUCAGCACAGAGCACGACUUCUGCACGACUUCUAGUGAAUGUAGUAUCUCAUGCGUUUAUCAAGAAUCUACUGUCCUGGUUGUAGCCAACAAUGGCACUUCGCCAUGGAGAGCAAGCUGCUCCAUGCAUGAAGCUAAACUUAGUGCCCGGAAAGCAACGUAAUUAUUUCGUUGAAUCAACACCCACCAACCGUCACGAGACUAUGCUUUUUUUAUUGGCCGAGUCCCACUGAACAUGUCCCAAGUCACCUGAUGAUUACAUGUACAUUGUGCAAGCUGUUCCAUGCAUGAAGCUAAACUUAGUACCCGGAAAGGAAACUAAUUAUUUCAUUGACAUGCCCCUUCUCCAAGCUAGCCAAUGGCAGCGAGGUGCCCCCACCCCCCGCCGGUCUCCCUCGUGCAUGCUCAUAUAAAAUUAAUGUUCUCUCAUGAGAUACUCCAUUUUGAAGCAAUAUCCUUUUUCAAAUUGCAUUUCAGUAUACGGUAGCCAGAUUUCAAUAGUUUACGGCCUGAACACUUUCCGCCUCAGAUUCACAAAAUUUUUCUUUGUUUAGAUCUGGCAUCAGGCUGCUCCUGGACCUCAAGUCAUAGCAAUACCAUGGCAACGCCAUGGCAAUACCAUGGCAACACUUUACAUGCUGUCAUACCGUCUCGUACAUAAAAAAAUUCAUUUAUUCAAGUACAUGUGUGUAGAUAGCAUUGAAGGUGGUUUCCCACGUCGGUUAUUGUA